This is a messenger RNA of Dichomitus squalens LYAD-421 SS1, 1950 nucleotides long. Its product is annotated as purine nucleoside permease. The transcript has 3 exons. NCBI's taxonomy places the organism in Eukaryota, Fungi, Basidiomycota, Agaricomycetes, Polyporales, Polyporaceae. The record is from RefSeq and is a predicted model, not a curated record. Gene Ontology annotation, cellular component: endoplasmic reticulum. Gene Ontology annotation, biological process: transmembrane transport. The coding region runs from base 212 to 1345 and encodes 377 amino acids.
CGUUCACCACGGGGCCCCGGCUCGCCGAGGGAUCUACAUAUAAAGCUCGGCGCAUCUGUCGCAGUCGUGGCAGCUCGUCCAUAAGAUGGCGGUACUUCCCUGCGGGCGGAUCGUGGCCUCCUCCCGACGCUCGAGCUUGUCGCCAUUGUUCACGACUGCCAGGUGCCUGCGUCCACUCGUCCAACAAAACUGCUAGGUCCUUCCUGCCAAGAUGUGGAUGUGCAUAUGGAGACUCCUCGCAUUAGUGGCGAUCCAAGCCGUGGUGGCGACAGCGAAUUCGCAGCCCUUCGCACCCAAGGUCGUCAUCGUUGACUUCUACACUGAUGAGGCCAAUGCGUGGACCGGCAUCCCCGAGUUCGACCUCCUCGCACGCAACGUCACCGUCCCUAGUCUCUCCAGGCGCUAUCCCGCCAUCCACUGCACGGCCUCGGCCGACAUUUGCCAGCUCGUCACAGACGAGGGCGAGAUCAACGCGGCGCUAUCCACGUUCGCUCUCAUCCACUCUCCUCUCUUCAACCUCACCCACUCGUAUUUCCUCCUCGCCGGUGAUGGGGGCAUCUCACCAAAGCAGGGCACGCUCGGCUCGGUCGCGUUCGCACGUUUCUCGGUGCAGGUCGCGCUGCAGUACGAAAUCGAUGGGCGCGAGAUCCCAGACGGAUUCCCUACCGGGUACGUGCCCCAGGGGACGACCGCACCAGACCAGUGGCCGCUGUACAUCUACGGCACGGAGGUCUUCGAGCUGAACGACGCCCUGCGCCAGCGUGCCGUCGCCCUCGCCCGCAAAGCCAAACUGAACGACACUGCGAGCGCCCAGCAGUACAGACAGCUGUACGCCAGCGAGCCUCAGUACGCCGCAGCACUCGGCGAGCCACGCGUGCUUGCAUGUGACACGGCGACGUCAGACGUGUGGUGGAGCGGUGCGCUGCUAGGAGCUGCGUUCGAGAACACGACAACGCUGUUUACGAACGGCACGGGCGUGUAUUGCACUACGCAGCAAGAGGACGGGGCGGUGCUCGGGGCGCUCCUCCGCGGGGCACUCGCGCGUCGCGUCGACUUCGGGCGCGUCAUUGCUAUGCGGACAGCGUCGGACUUCGACAGGCCGCCCCCAGGCGUGAGCGCCGCGGACAAUCUGUUCAAUGGGCAGGACGCGGGGUACGAUGCGUCGGUGCGGAAUGUGUACCUUGCGGGCGUGCAGGUCGUGCAGGGUAUCAUGAACGAGUGGGAGGAUGUGUAUGAAAGGGGUGUAGAGCCGCAAAACUACAUCGGAGACGACAUUGGCUCGCUAGGUGGGAUUCCGACGUUUGGACUAGGCAGCCAGUUCGGCGGGCUCGCGCCAGGACAAUGAUAUGGUAGCUGCUGUCUUACGUCCCUAACACCUAUGCAGGGCAAGUAUGCAUGUGUGUUUGCCUUUGUUCCAGCGCUCUUUGCACGUCGCACGACCAGCUUCCACAUUGCUACUCGUCAGAAAUAAGGAUGUUACGAUGGCAUGGCAGGACUGACUACGGCGCGGUAGCUGUGGACGUGACCAGCGCUAGAUCUGACCUCAUUCGGAACAAUGUCAGUGCACGCGCGACACGCGCGUAGGGGCUAGAAUGCCAGGGGUCCAGGUCGUUCGAGCUACCUACUCCGUUCAUAUGUGGCAUGCGACUCAGUCCUGUCAGACAGUGCCUCAGGCAGACUCUGAAGCGGCGAGGCUGAUACACUUAGUGGCUUGACUGACUAUCUGCCACAGAAUAUGCCCUACCUAUCAUACACAACUCCUCAGCAGAGGCGAAUAAUGAAGGCACGGGCACAAGCCAGGCCAGCGCUGGUGCUAGCUGGAUGCACCGUCGCAGUCCAGCGGCUCAACUUCAUAUCGUCCCAUGUGGUACAGAUGGCGGAGGACGCCUAGUGCAUGGAUCUGACCUCACAAGCUUUGCAGGCGAGUACAAAAGGUACACAAGGCACUCA